AUUGUGUCAAAGCACUUUUACAAAGAUAACCAGUCAAAAUAGUAUAUUCAGCAUAUGCUCAGAAUACAUCAUAUUCCACAUAUAUUCUGUCCAACAGUUCUUAUUGUUAUUAAAGCAGACACAGAGGAUGGCUGAAGGUGUGAGGCGAAGGAGAAAGCUGAAGCCCGUGGAGGAGGCCAUACAGUUUUCACUUGAACAGAAAGACAAGAAUGGACUCGAGGGCAGGUUCAUCAGUCAUCUUAAAGGGAGGGGUGUGUUCAGCUGUACUGACUUUGAGAAAGGAGAUUUCCUGCUGGAAUACAGAGGAGACCUCAUCAGCAAAGAAGAAUGUGAGCGGAGGCAAAGAAUAUAUCACGAUGCACUUAAAGUUUUCAUGUUUGAGUUUCGCUACAAUGGAAAACUCCUCUGUGUCGAUGCAGCCCGAGAUGACGGUUCUCUUGGGCGGCUUGUAAACGAUGACCAUAUUAACCCAAACAGCAGGAUGAAGACGAUUCGUGUGGAUGGAAAACCUCACUUAUGUUUAUUUGCCACAAGGAGCAUCUGUCCUGGUGAAGAGAUCACAUAUGAUUAUGGUGAUUCUGAGUGGCCAUGGAGAUGCACGACUCUUAGUGUGGUUGAACCGUCCACUCUUGAAGUCAACACACUGUCCGAGUCAGAAGACACAGACGUAGAGGAAGAUAUUCACAAUGAGAUUAAGCCUGGAGACUGA
This is a messenger RNA of Carassius auratus (goldfish), 709 nucleotides long. Its product is annotated as histone-lysine N-methyltransferase set-1-like. Gene Ontology annotation, biological process: regulation of transcription by RNA polymerase II; regulation of DNA damage response, signal transduction by p53 class mediator. The transcript is spliced from 5 exons. Bases 128 to 709 code for a protein of 193 amino acids. Gene Ontology annotation, molecular function: histone H4K20 methyltransferase activity; transcription regulator activity; protein binding. Lineage: Eukaryota; Metazoa; Chordata; Actinopteri; Cypriniformes; Cyprinidae. The record is from RefSeq and is a predicted model, not a curated record. Gene Ontology annotation, cellular component: polytene chromosome; nucleus.